AUGACUAAUGCCAAUGGAGUCAAGUCACCGCUCAGCCCGAACGUGUUGCUACUGAAUCAGGGCAACUACCUCCUCAGCUGCAUGACUAUUCUUCGCGACAGCGAAACGGCCACGCCUGCUUUUUCAAAUGCCUUUGAGAAGGUGGCGACUCAGCUCAUAGUAGCAGCCCUUGAUCUUGUCCCGACAGAGGCUGCUCUUGUGAAGAGCCCGACGGGGGUAAACUAUGAUGGGCAGCGACAGUCCAGAGCCAUCUGUGGAGUCAGCAUUCUCCGUGCCGGCGCAAGUUUUGAGUCCGCCCUGAGAAAUGCAGCUACGGGCCCGUUGAGCUUUGGGAAAAUCCUCAUUCAGAGAAACGAGGAGACAAGCCUGCCCACACACAUCUAUUCCAAGCUUCCUGGAAGCAUCGCGUCCAACACGGUCCUAAUUCUGGAGCCGAUGCUGGCAACGGGCGGCUCUGCUGCCAAAGCCAUCAGUAUCCUCGAAGAAGCUGGCGUUCCCGAGGAAGAAAUUAUCUUUGUCAACGUGGUCGCGUCGCAGUAUGGAAUCAGGAAGGUCCUCGAGCAAUUCCCACGACUGAGAAUCGUGACAGCCGCAGUGGAUGAUGAUCUGACUGCAUCCAAGUAA
Molecule: messenger RNA, 624 nt
Organism: Grosmannia clavigera kw1407
Lineage: Eukaryota; Fungi; Ascomycota; Sordariomycetes; Ophiostomatales; Ophiostomataceae
Product: uracil phosphoribosyltransferase
Exons: 4
Coding region: 1-624 (207 amino acids)
Source: RefSeq, a predicted model, not a curated record